This is a messenger RNA of Penicillium psychrosexuale, 240 nucleotides long. RefSeq lists its product as uncharacterized. NCBI's taxonomy places the organism in Eukaryota, Fungi, Ascomycota, Eurotiomycetes, Eurotiales, Aspergillaceae. The transcript has a single exon. The record is from RefSeq and is a predicted model, not a curated record. Bases 1 to 240 code for a protein of 79 amino acids.
AUGGAUAAAUCACAAACGCCCCAAGUUCGGGUCCCUGGCGAAACCCCCGAAUCAACCCAACCCGAACCCAAUGCGACUGCGAACCACAAUUCCACCGAGGUAGAGAUGGGGGAAACACAGGACACAAGCCAACCUGAACCCGAACAUGUGCAAGAAGAUUCGACACUUUCAGAUGUGCAGGCAGUGCCAGAACUACCUGCUCCGGCAAAAAAGAACGCGGACUUCAACUUCCUUGAGUGA